AUGCCUUCAGAACAUAAAAGAAAGGACUCACUUAAUCCUCGUCAUCGGUCUCAUAAAGGCUGUUGGACAUGCAAGCGGAAACGGAUUCAAUGUGACGAAAUCAGACCCGCCUGCCAACAGUGCACGAGGAAAGGGAUGACCUGCGAAGGAUACGAGAUCCGAUUACGAUGGGGAGCUGGGAUCGCUUCCAGAGGCCGAUUCAACGGAGCCGAGAAACCCAUUCAAGAGUCCAUACCACCACAUUCCAAGCGACGAUGGGAUCUGCGAGGCAAGGGCGAGCAGCGGGGAAAUGAUGACCAACAAGGACAACCCGUCCUCCUAGAGCGAGGAAUGACUGAAGCCCGAUCUUCAAACCAGCCGGUUGUCGAACGAGCUACAGUCAAUAUACUCAACGUGCCCUGUGGUCAGGAUCAACAAGACUAUGUCAAUAUUAAUAAACAUUUCGAGCUGCCUGUAUCCAUGGGAACUAUGACACAGGAGGGGGACUUGUAUAAUGACGUCCAGGAUUUUGGCACUAGCAGUGCUCAGUAUGGGGAUAGCUUCUCAGGUUCAGGAAGAUCCGCAAUUAAGACGUGA
Penicillium malachiteum is the source of this 576-nucleotide messenger RNA. RefSeq names its product Zn(II)2Cys6 transcription factor domain-containing protein. NCBI's taxonomy places the organism in Eukaryota, Fungi, Ascomycota, Eurotiomycetes, Eurotiales, Aspergillaceae. Gene Ontology annotation, biological process: positive regulation of transcription by RNA polymerase II. The transcript has 2 exons. The record is from RefSeq and is a predicted model, not a curated record. The coding region runs from base 1 to 576 and encodes 191 amino acids. Gene Ontology annotation, cellular component: nucleus. Gene Ontology annotation, molecular function: zinc ion binding; DNA-binding transcription factor activity, RNA polymerase II-specific; transcription cis-regulatory region binding.